UUGCUGCCCGUCAUUGAAAUUUUUGUUUUAAGUCACAUUGACUUGAAGAAGUGGGAUUUGUGGGAUGUGGUACUGCAUGUGCUCAACAACCACGACGACAAAGCACCUCGUGACGUCAUUGACAAGUCAAUCUGGUUCCUUUUCAUGCAGUUAAACUGGGAUUUGGUCAGACUUGUUCGAGACCAAGAACCAAACAAGACGGAAGCGGUGAAGAAAUUGAAAAAGCGUCGUGAUCAAUUUUUGCACGAUGUCAAUAUAAUUCUUAGUGAAGGUGCCUCUGGAGUUGAACUGGCGUUCCAGUGUCUAAAUGAUUCUCUCAUUAUGUUCAAUGAAGAGCUGAAAUCACAUGGAGCCCACCUUGAACCGCUUAUUGUGCGGCUAGACAACGACUUCAUACAAAAGAUGCAGUCGUUUGUGAAUGAUAAUGUCUUUACUCCUCCAUCAGAAGAUACGCAACUUGAUCAACAACAGCAAGUCGAACUCAUGCACAUGAAGCGAAGCUUGCUAGCGCAGUAUUGCAAAAUGGUUCUUCAUGGUGUAUUCCCAAUUAGAGAUGCUUCGUUCGUCCUCAGAUACUACUGCGAGUUCUACACUGACUUUGGUGACAUCCUGAAACAGCUGUUGUACAAGUGCCGCGAUCUUAACUUUGUCGCUUGUGCCAAAGCCGUCACCAGGUCCCUCACGGAUGUUUAUGAAAGCAUCAGAAUGAACACCGGGCUCGAAUUUGUUGAUCCACUGUCGGAUGCCUUCCAUCAAUUACGUGAUUUGGCGAAGAGAUUUGCUGUAGCGUUUGGAAACGAUCACAUCAAGAAUCGCGAAGCCGUGGCUGUGGUACACAGGUUUGCGUUCGAAUGA
Molecule: messenger RNA, 855 nt
Organism: Ostertagia ostertagi
Lineage: Eukaryota; Metazoa; Nematoda; Chromadorea; Rhabditida; Trichostrongylidae
Source: the annotation of a GenBank genome assembly